Messenger RNA from Colletotrichum siamense, 900 nucleotides. RefSeq lists its product as uncharacterized. Bases 1 to 900 code for a protein of 299 amino acids. The transcript is spliced from 3 exons. The record is from RefSeq and is a predicted model, not a curated record. Lineage: Eukaryota; Fungi; Ascomycota; Sordariomycetes; Glomerellales; Glomerellaceae.
AUGGCUCAGCGGCGAGAAGAAGACUUCUCGCCUUACCAUCAUUCACGCACACUGAGCGACGACUUGGGCCCACCACUACCAAGCAUUGUAAUUGAGCCCAAUCCGUCCUUAGACGCAAUCCGUGGCAAUCCUGUUCUCGAGACUAUUUCCAGGCAGCACCAAUCGGCGGCGAGUGAGCAAACGAGCGUAGGCCGUCGCAACAGGGCCAAUGAGGAGGCACCCGGGCCAAUUUGCCCUGGCCCGGGGAGCUCUCAUGCCGACCUUGCAUUAGAAGCCUUACUCAGGCGUCAUUUCCAAAAGCACCCGCAACCUGAGGUGACGGAGGGCUAUCUUCCGGCUGGCUACCUGGAGAAUAUCGUAUGCUUUGAAACUGUCAGGCAAGAGCUCGAUAAUGAGUUCGAAGACGACAACCCAGAUGAUCUUGACCGUCUUGCACAUGAUAUUUGCAACCAGGACAAGAAUAGGCCAUCUUAUGGUAAGGUCUUCGCUCUUCUUUGCCUCAUAGACAAGGUCCGGUCGAUUGGACGGUUUGUCAAGCCUGUCACAGGCGUUUGCGACGAAGACUUGCCGCUGCAAAGAGUCAACUCUGACGAAAACGGCAAUAUUGAUCUUCGGAAGCGUAAUGCUCUCGACGUUCCACUCAAAUGUUUCCUGAAAUGGAAUCACAAUGCCCUGAAAUCAUUUGAUGACUGGCAAUGGACAUUGAGUGUUCCCAUUCUAUCGAGAGUUUCUGGGACCGAAGCCCAGUACCGGAAGUUUGAUGAUAGAGUCAUCCUACCGCUCAUGUCAGAGUGCAGUCCGCAUGAAAAUGGUGGAGUCGGCGGCUACAGCGAGGUGUUCAAGAUUCAAAUCCAUCCGCGACACCAUGAUUUUGAUCAAACAGACCCAGAGGUGGCUUAA